This is a messenger RNA of Oppia nitens, 1189 nucleotides long. RefSeq lists its product as uncharacterized. The transcript is spliced from 4 exons. Lineage: Eukaryota; Metazoa; Arthropoda; Arachnida; Sarcoptiformes; Oppiidae. The coding region runs from base 184 to 945 and encodes 253 amino acids. The record is from RefSeq and is a predicted model, not a curated record.
GCGUCGACUCACUUAACCUCAGCUGUUGUCAGGUUUAGAGUGACAACACUUACAACACUUUGAGUGCCAUUGAGUGCAACAAAGGAUUGAAGAGUUAACUAAUUUGUUGAUUAAUUGGGGCAUCAAUUGAGUGAUAGUUUUGGUGAUAGUUGUGGUGUGAGUUUGGUUUGGCCACAAACAGACAUGUCGUCGGCAAUCGGUGCCUGUUGUGGCACAAAGAAGCAAAAGAUCAAUAAUAAUUGUAAUGACUUGAAGCCAAACCAUCACCACAAUGGCUAUAAUGGUAUCUGUAAUGGUAUUGAUGGUACAGAUGACCGAAAUGCCGAUUCAAUGGUCAAGAUGUCUGUGGCCAAGCAAAUGAUUGUCACCAAUGAAAUGUGUUUCUUUUGUUUUGAUGUCCUCUCCUCACACCUCAAUCAUACGGAACCACCGAAGAUACCCAACUUUCCCAAUGAAUGCCAUCCACUGUUCGUCACGUGGAAGAUAGGAAGGGAUAGACGUCUUAGAGGAUGUAUCGGCACUUUCAAUGCUAUGAACCUUCAUAUAGGACUUCGUGAAUAUGCUAUGACCAGCGCACUAAAGGACAGUCGGUUCAGUCCGAUAACUCGGGAUGAGUUGCCUCGCCUAUACGUUUCGGUAUCAAUUUUGCGUCAUUUCGAGGACGCAAACAAUUACAACGAUUGGCAAAUCGGUGUUCACGGCAUUCGCAUUGAAUUUGUUACCGAAAAGGGCUCCAAACGUACGGCCACUUAUUUGCCCGAAGUAGCGCCUGAACAGGGUUGGGAUCACAUUCAGACUAUAGAUUCAUUACUACGAAAGGGUGGCUAUAAGGGUGUCAUCGAUAACGAUGUUAGGCUUUCUAUACGACUGACCCGAUAUCAGAGCGAAAAGAUAUCAGUCAGUUAUCAGGAGUAUAGAGACUAUUAUACUAACAAACGUUGUUAACAACGAUUUUGCUUUAGUUUUAUAACUAAAGCAAAUUAUUUUACACUAAAUGAAUAUAAAUUACUGUAAAACUUAUAUUUAGCGCUCUUUUCAUAUACUAAGCGCUCAUUGGCUGAAACUAAGCAUUGAGUUCACCCAUUGAUGUAUUGUCUAACAAAAUGGUUGUUACGAUCGACUCUUGAGUUUAUUUACAUAUUAUUAUUAUUAUAACUAUUAUAUGAUUAACCCAUUUAUUAUUAUUAUU